Lampris incognitus (smalleye Pacific opah) is the source of this 2200-nucleotide messenger RNA. It is a transcript of the gene myorg, whose product is annotated as myogenesis regulating glycosidase (putative). Gene Ontology annotation, biological process: skeletal muscle fiber development; carbohydrate metabolic process. Lineage: Eukaryota; Metazoa; Chordata; Actinopteri; Lampriformes; Lampridae. Bases 146 to 2200 code for a protein of 684 amino acids. The record is from RefSeq and is a predicted model, not a curated record. Gene Ontology annotation, molecular function: hydrolase activity, hydrolyzing O-glycosyl compounds. The transcript is spliced from 2 exons.
UGAACAGAUAACGACGGGGACGGCUCUCUCCUUUCUCUCUACAGUCUCCAAGGUCAUGCCAGGCAAACGCUGAUGGUCACAAAAGCACCGUCUCUACAACUUAUCAAACAUCAAGUGAAGGAACUGCUGCUUUGGUGAAAAAAUCAUGUACCAGGUUGUUCCAGGAGGAGCAGGGGGAACAAUAACAGACAUUAUCCCCAAGCAAAAACACACCAAGGACAACCGUCCCUUAGUCGGAGCUGGAGUAAUUGGGCUGGUACUUGUGAUUGCGGCAGUGACUGCCUGGUGCUAUUACAUUGCCUCGCUACGCAAAGCUGAGCUACUUAAGACUCAACUCCUGGACCUGAAUAAAGAUGGCUACAUUAUCCGCAACCAGGGUGGCUCUAUUGUUUUCAGAAUGGAUUUCAGGUCUGGUACCCUGGAUCUAGAUUCUUGCAAUAAAGAGGGAGAGAUGCUGAGCUGCAGCCGUACCAGCGAUAGAGAGCUUAACUUCUUCAUCGAAACGGUGCGACCCAAGGACACAGUGCAGUGCUACCGCGUGCGCUGGGAGGAACUAGUUCCUGACAUUCCUGUUGAACAUGCCAUGACGUACAAAUUUUCACAUUGGUAUGGUGGUGCUGUGUCAGCCAUCCAGCACUGGCCUAUAGCACUCUCUGGCCAACAAGCCCCAAAACCCUUUGUCACCAGUGAUAUUUAUUCAAACCGAAAUGAAUUUGGUGGAAUUUUGGAAAGCUAUUGGCUCUCCUCUAAUGCCACUGCCAUUAAGAUAAAUAACUCAGUACCCUUCCAUCUGGGCUGGAAUGACACGGAAAAAACCAUGUACUUCCAGGCACGCUACCAUGACAGUCCCUUUAAGCCAAACCCAGGGGAGGCUCCGUGUGCUGAACUCAGCUAUAGAGUGUGCGUGGGCUCAGAUGUUACUUCUAUUCACAAGUACAUGGUCCGCAGAUACUUCACCAAGCCAAACAAAGUGCCUGCCAAAGCCAUGUUUCGCCACCCUAUCUGGUCCACUUGGGCUCUACAUAAGACUUACAUUGACCAGGAGAAACUCUUGGCGUAUGCUGCCAACAUCCGAAAGUAUAGUUUCAACUGUAGCCACCUGGAACUAGAUGACCGUUACACUAGCCGCCAUGGGGAAUAUGAUUUUGAUCCGAUCAAGUUCCCCAAUGCUUCAGCCAUGUUUCAGAAGCUGAAAGCAGAUGGAUUUUUAGUGUCCCUGUGGACUCACCCAUUUGUGAACUAUGACUCGGACAACUUCCAUACUUGUGUAGAGAGAGGGCUGUUUGUCCGGGAGCCCACUGGCCAGUUACCAGCUUUGGUGCGUUGGUGGAAUGGAAUUGGUGGCAUUCUGGACUUUACUAAUCCUGAGGCUCGUGAUUGGUUUGCCUCCCACUUGCGUUCAUUUCGCUCCACAUACGGGGUGUCAUCCUUUAAAUUUGAUGCUGGUGAGACAAAUUACCUGCCCUGGAAGUUUAGUACCAGAACUCACAUACGGGAUCCAAGCACUUUCACAAGGCGUUACACAGAGAUGGCCAUUCCUUACAACGAUCGAGCAGAACUGCGUAGCGGCUACCAAUCCCAGAACAUAUCCUGCUUCUUCAGGCCUAUUGACAGGGACUCUGUGUGGGGCUACGAAAUGGGACUCAAAUCCCUCAUCCCCACAGUGCUCACCAUUAGCAUUCUCGGCUAUCAGUUCAUUCUACCAGACAUGAUUGGAGGCAACGCCUAUCUGAAUCGCACAGACGGAAAUCGUGCGUUACCCGACCGGGAACUCUAUAUCCGCUGGCUGGAGCUGUCAGCUUUCAUGCCGUCCAUGCAGUUCUCUAUUCCCCCUUGGGAGUAUGACAAUGAGGUUGUGGAAAUUGCUAGGAAAUACACAGCCCUCCAUGAGAGUAUUGUUGCACCGCGAGUGCUGGAGUUGGCCGGUGAGGUACUGGACACGGGAGACCCCAUCAUACGGCCCCUGUGGUGGAUUGCCACGGGUGAUGAAACUGCCUAUAAAAUUGACUCCCAGUUUCUGAUCGGGGAUGACCUCAUGGUAGCGCCGGUUUUAGAGCCCGGAAAGCAAGAGCGGGACAUUUACCUUCCUGCCGGCCGUUGGCGAAGUUACAAGGGGGAGAGCUUUGAUAUCAAAGAGCCCCUGCACCUCACGGACUAUCCUGUGGACCUCGAUGAAAUUGCUUACUUUGUCUGGGUUUAA